AUGGACAACAAUCAGCAUAAGGAAAGUUGGAAAAGGCAACAACAACCAAUAACUAAAAAAUGUCCAGCAAAGUUGAUAUGGAUUCAUUCCCAAGAAAGUGUGGAUGCUGGUCCAAUAGUAGAAACAGUGCAGGUGCCACCAGUUGACUGGAAAACUGAUGGCAAAUGGCAGCCAGCUGCUCCACUUCACAAUGAACACGAGGGCAGAACCCAUGCUGACGUGCCAACUUUUCAGUGCACAAUAUUUCUGGAUGACGUGGAACUUGGAACAGCUGUUCAUGGAAUGGGAGACAUCACAGCCAAAUGGGUAGAAAAGUGUGUAUGUCCAAAUGCUUACACUGGUCAGUUUUGUGAAUCAUGUGCCCUUGGCUAUUACUGGAAAACACAUAAUGAGCAUGUGACUGUGUGUGUGCCGUGCAGCUGCAAUGGACAUGCUGAAAUGUGUGAUGAGAAUACUGGACAAUGUAACUGCCAGCACAAUACAGCUGGUCAUAAUUGUGAGUUAUGUGCAAAAGGAUUUUAUGGGAAUGCUUUACAAGGGUCAGCAUUUGAUUGCAUGCCAUGUCCUUGUCCAAAUGGUGGACCCUGUCUUUACAAUGGAAGCAAUAUUGUUUGCCUGGAAUGUCCAGUUGGUUAUACAGGACCUCGUUGUAAUAUCUGUGAAGAUGGGUAUUAUGGAGAUCCUGAUGGCAUUAAUGGACCUGUCAUGCCGUGUCAGCCUUGUGAGUGCAAUGGUAACAUUGAUUUCAAUGAUACUGGGAACUGUAAUGCUACUACAGGAGUAUGCCUGAAAUGCAUUUUCAAUACAGAAGGAGAACAGUGUGAAAGAUGCUCGCAAGGUUUUUAUGGUAAUGCCUUAUCUUCCAUCAAAGGAAACUGCACACCAUGCCAUUGUAAUAAACUAGGUACUUUACAAAGCCUUACUGAUGAUACCAUAUGUGAUCACUUAACAGGACAGUGCCCAUGUAAACCACAUGUUAUAGGAAGAAACUGUGAUACCUGUGAAGAUGGCUAUUUUAAUACUAACAGUAGUAAGGUUUGUGAGGCCUGCAAAUGUGAUCCCACAGGUUCUGUCAGUCAAACAUGUGAUAAAGAUAGUGGACAAUGUACUUGCAGAGAAGGGGUUACAGGUAAACAGUGUGAUGCAUGUGAAAUACACACUUACAAGUUUUCAGAGAAUGGAUGUAAGAAAUGUGAAUGUAAUCCUCUUGGGUCAUCUAGUCCACUGUGCGAUAAUUUGGGGCAAUGCUCAUGCCUUGACAACGUUGAAGGUCUUAAAUGUGAUCGCUGCAAGGAGAAUAUGUAUGAUUUGAAAAAUGGCUGCUUGGAGUGCCCCCAGUGUUACAGUCUGGUUGAAUCUAAUGUGGGUUCCUUACGUCAGUCUCUGCAAAAUCUCAUGGAGAAUCUAAAUGAAUAUGAAAAGAAUUCACAUUUAGAAAUGAGUGAUCAGUUUGAGACACAGCUCUUGGUUACAAAUAUUUCAUUGGACAUCUUCCAGAAGUAUGCAAUGGGAACCCUGAAAGGUGGAGAGGAUGGCCUGAAACAAAAAAUAAAUGAACUUCAACAAGACCUUGAUGCUACAGACUUUCUAAAAUCAGUUACCGAAAGUGGUACAGAAAAUAUCAUAAACACAAUACAGCAGUGUGUUUCAAACAUAUCUCAUGCAGAAGAAAUUAUUCAAGCUGUACUGAAAAUAUUAGAGAACAAUACAGAUUAUCUGGAUGUAAUUGGGUCAAUCUCUCUGAAUGCAGCUCAGACAUUAUCAGCUGCUCUGAAUCAUCAAAAUUACCGAAUUUUUCAUAUCACUAAAGAAGCAAAAGCAAUGGUUGCCAGACAGCAUGAAGAUUUACAGUUCAUCAUGGACACAGCAUCAGCAUGUGUGAAAGUAGCAUCUGAAGUUAACAGAAUGCCCACUGAAGCUAUAAAUAACCAGUAUGCAUUAAGUCUCAAGAUCACAGCCAAUUCGAAGCCAGCUUCUGCUGAUAUCAUAGCCAUUUUUUAUCCCAAGCCACAAAGUGCACAAAGCCGUGUGAUUACCCAAACAGCAAUGGACAUCAGUAUUAGCAAUGAGAAUGAAAAGCUGAAAGCUGAAACUGAAGUAGCAGUCAGUAAAAUGGAACUAACAAAAGCUGUAACAGAUGAUUCAGUUGAUAAAGUAAAUGAUGCAUAUAGCACAGCUCUUAAUAAUCAUAUUGAGAUAUUGAGUCUUAAUUUUCCAGAAAUCGAUCUGGUAAAAAUACAGUUGGAUGCUACAACAACAGUUGCACAGGCUUCAGCAAUCAUUAGUGUUGCUAUGGAAAUGUGGGAUGAAAACAGAGAAUUAUAUAAUAGCACAGCUGAAAAUAUUUCAAAAUCAAAUAAUUUGCUGAAACUUGUGGCUGGAAAGCAAACAUUGGUUAACAGUAUAUAUGAAGAAAUACAGGAAAUUAAUGCCAAUGUUGAUAGUACUAUUGAACUAGCAUCUUCAACAUACAAAGAAGUUGCUGAUGCACACAAAAAUAUUCAAGUUUUUGACAAGAAUGUGCAACACCACAAGAAAUUAGCUCAUUCUGCAGUACUGAAGAUCCCAAAAAUAAAGCAUACAAUCUUAAAUUCACAGAAGAUGACCACCAAUAUCAAGAAUCAUAUAGAAGAAUCUGAACUGCAGACUAAUUAUGCUUUAAAAAUGGCCCAUGAUAUUCAGCACACACAUUCAACAAAAAUUUCAGAGGGAAUCGCAAAAAUUAAUCGAGAGUCAGGUGCUGCCAAAGUGGAAGCAAUAAGACUUUUUGAUGAAGCUUAUGCAUUUUCCAGCCGUGUACGAGCAACUAAAGCUGAUUUAACUGCUAUUGAAUAUGCUGGAAACUCAAACAGAAAUAAGAUUGUACAGGUGAAAGGUGACAUAGAUCAGAUGAGAUACGAUCAGGUGGAAACAUUAAAAGUAGCACAGUGGUCUCUGCAACAGAUAAGAUCUAUCACUGAAGAAAUGACUAAGUUUUCUGAAUUAGAUAUUUCUACAAUAGAAAUCCUGGAGAGAAAGUUUGUGAUGGCAGAAAAUGAAUUACUGAACAUCAGAUUAGAUGAGCGGAUCAGAGCUCUUAGAGAAGCCAGGCACGAGCAGAUGCAGUGGAUUCAUUAUUAUGAAGAUGAAAUUAUAAAACUCAGGGCUGAAGUAGCACACACAGAACAAGUUGCUAAUGCUCUGCCUAAGACUUGUGGUUCUCGUCUGCAGCUAGAACCAUAACAGAAAAUACCACAAGAAAGUCUACGCAAAAAAGUAGUAAAAUGAGACAGUUGUAGCUGAACACUUCCUCAUGAAACCUGAAAGCUAAUACAGACCCGCACUGAUGUUUUCUGGGAUAACUAAACUAUCUUAUUUCCGAUUAGUGUCAGUAGCAUAUAAUAAUAUUGUAUCAAUUGUACCUACUUGCAUUUGCAAUUGUGGACAGCCAUAUUUCUACAGAAAUGAUGUGAACAACACUAAUAUGAUAGUUGUGAACCAAGCAUGGUCAGAUACAAAUGUUUAACAGUUGCUGUAAUAUUAAUCAAAAUAGCUCUGAAACUUCAGCUAAGCACUAAACAUAGAUUUUGUUUUACACAUUGUGUUUAAAUUCUA
Messenger RNA from Schistocerca gregaria, 3594 nucleotides. RefSeq names its product laminin subunit gamma-1-like. Lineage: Eukaryota; Metazoa; Arthropoda; Insecta; Orthoptera; Acrididae. The transcript has 18 exons. The record is from RefSeq and is a predicted model, not a curated record. Bases 1 to 3222 code for a protein of 1073 amino acids.